GCAUUUUCUGCUACGGCCUAACCUCUCGCAUCGAACGUCGCAACUGUUGAGAAAAACCCGCUGAGGAUGUCGGGAAUACUGUUCGAAGACAUCUUCAAUGUCAAAGAUAUGGAUCCGGAAGGCAAAAAGUUUGACCGCGUGAGUCGGCUGCAUUGCGAAUCUGAAUCAUUCAAAAUGGAUCUUAUAUUGGAUAUUAACUCGUGGCUGUAUCCUAUGGAGCUAGGUGACAAAUUUCGACUCGUCCUAGCAACAACCCUUCACGAAGACGGUACAGCUGCAAGUAUGGAGUACAAUGCUGCUGAAAUCGAGGGGUCUCGUGCCGAUAGUUUCGAGUACGUUAUGUUUGGAAAGGUGUACAGGAUCGAAGGCGACGACUCUCAAACCGAAUCAUCUAAUCGUUUGUCCGCUUAUGUUUCGUUCGGAGGUCUGUUAAUGCGGUUACAAGGCGACGCGAACAAUUUACACGGCUUCGAAAUUGAUCAGAAUAUGUUUUUGCUCAUGAAAAAGUUGGCAUUCUAGCUUUGCACUGCUGUUUAUACUAUGUUUUGAAAUAGAAG
Anopheles cruzii is the source of this 557-nucleotide messenger RNA. It is a transcript of the gene Rpb8, whose product is annotated as DNA-directed RNA polymerases I, II, and III subunit RPABC3. Gene Ontology annotation, molecular function: DNA-directed RNA polymerase activity. NCBI's taxonomy places the organism in Eukaryota, Metazoa, Arthropoda, Insecta, Diptera, Culicidae. Gene Ontology annotation, cellular component: RNA polymerase II, core complex; RNA polymerase I complex; RNA polymerase III complex. The record is from RefSeq and is a predicted model, not a curated record. Bases 67 to 519 code for a protein of 150 amino acids. Gene Ontology annotation, biological process: DNA-templated transcription. The transcript has 2 exons.